AGUCAUGUGCCAAUUUUACGUCUAAGAGCAUGACACUUCUUACUUCGCCCGCGAAUUGCAUUAGAAAUAUAACUUAAGUCAAUAAUUCCAAUUCAUACCUACAUGAUUGAAAACUUUAUUUUUUAUUUCAAAUACAGAUAUGAAAUUUAAACUACAAUAACUACUUCUAGUACUCCCGGAUUUGUUAAUGUAUUGUUCUUUAGAGAUUUGAAGGCUCAAGUAUAGGUUGGUUUCGGAAAAUGGACUAAACGUACAUAACUUCAUUUUAUUCUGUUUUUAAACUGUUGACACAAUAUUGUCAUAAGUUUAUUUAUCUUUCAAAUGAAAAUAAAUAAAUAAAUAAAUGAAUUAAUAAAUAUAUGAAAUUCUCUAUAUAUUUCGGAGAAUUCUAAAUUCUACAACGAAAAUAAUGAAUGUUAAUAUUGACGAUAUUUUAUUAGCAAAUAAAGAUAAUUGGAGUAAUGUAUUGGAAACAUUCGUGAACAAUGCUUUAACUACAUUUUCAUUUCCUGAAUUGACGGAUGAGACUAAAAGGAGAAAUGUUUGGGAUGCUAUAUAUAACAUUGCUAAUUGCUCCGAAGACCCAAAUGUAAUUAAGAAUUGUUUUAUUGCAGUGAGGAUACUGAGCCGAGAAACUAACCAACUAUAUGAAUUGAUAAAUUAUAAAUGGAUGGACUUAAUAAAAAAACAUUCUGGCUUAAACAAUGAAAAAUUUGAAUUCAGCAAAGAUAAAACAUUAAUCUGCAUUGAAGUUAUGAAAAGUUUGUCAAAUAUACUGUUCAAUUCCCGACAAUUAGCCUCUAAAACGGUUGAAAAUGGUAUUUUAGAAGGUUUGACAAAUAGGAUUAAACAAUUUAAAAACAAAAACAUACCAGAUGAAGUAAAAUUUAUGGAUGCAAAGCUACUUUUCUUAAUAACAGCUCUUUCUCAUGAAGCUAGAAAAUAUUUAAAUAUGAUAGAACCCUUGCUUGUCAUAUUAGAAGAUGUACUACAUAAUGCUGCAAAGAAUCAUGUUGAAAAUGAGGAUUUACCUACAAUUUUGUUAACAGAUGCUCAAGCUGAUUUGGUAUCAGAAAUUUUAAAAGCCCUCUUCAACUUAACUAUUCGCAUUGAAGAAUCGCAUGUAAAAAAUUCAACCAUUUAUAUAAGAUUGGUUAAAGUACUUAGAAGCUAUCUUUUAAUUUCUUCUGUAAAUUCGGAAAAAACUUGGACUUUACGUAAUAAUGUAGUUAAUCUUCUUACUAAUAUGCCAGAGGAAACAUAUACAGAACUAUUUCCAGCAUCAGAAGGGUAUCCGGGGCUAAAAAGUUUAGAAUUCGAGGGAAUGAACAUGACUGCUAUUUAUGAAAUACUGAUGUUUUUGAAAGCUAAAUUCAAUUGUGAAACAUCUAUCUCAAAUCAGCAUGAAAUUUUCUCGCCAGUUGUAACAGUCUUAUUGAAAGGUGCUACUAGUCAUAGAGCUGUAAGAAAAUUUUUGAAAAAUCAAAUUUUACCCCCAUUAAAAGACGUACAUUCACGCCCCGAGCAGGGCAGUACUCUCAGAAAUCAUUUAUGUAGAUUAUUAACGACUCCUACUACGGAAUUACGGGAUCUAGUAGCAGAGCUACUUUUUGUUUUGUGCAAAAAAAGCGUUGCCCGUAUGAUCAAAUACACUGGAUAUGGUAAUGCAGCAGGACUUUUUGCCAAAAAAGGUUUGCUAGCUGGCGGAGAAGAUAAAGGACAAGGAGAUUAUUCUGAUAGUGAAGAUAGUGAAACUGAGGAAUAUGCUGAUCAUAAACAUGGGAUAAAUCCUGUGAUUGGCUGUUAUGAAGAACCACAUCCCAGUGUUCUAGAUACUAUGUCAGAGGAACAAAGAGAAUAUGAAGCAAUGAAAUUGGUAGAAUUAAUAGAUAGUCUUAUGAAAUGUGGUGUUAUAAAGCCUUGUGUCGUAGGAGAAGAUGGAAAACCAAAACAAGUAACACAUGUUCUUGAAUUGCAAGAUCAACUCAAGAACAAACAAAUUACAUUUGCAGAAGAUAGCGAUUAAUAAGUAUAAUAUAUAUUUUAACGUUUUUCCUUUAUUAAUUUUUUUCUACCUGUGAUGAAAUUCUAAUUAUUUAUACUAUUUUAUCUCAUUGAUUAUUUUUAUUCACUGAUUACUACAUUUAAACUGAAGUAUAAGCCACUAGUUGAGUGUUUCCCCGAUAAAUAGAUAGCGAUUAAUAAGUAUAAUAUAAUAUAUAUUUUAACGUUUUUCCUUUAUUAAUUUUUUUCUACCUGUGAUGAAAUUCUAAUUAUUUAUACUGUUUUCUCUCAUUUAUUAUUUUUAUUCACUGAUUACUACAUUUAAAAUUAAGUAUAAGCCACUAGUUGAGUGUUUCCCUGAUAAAUAGAGUUAGUGAAUGGAGUAGUCUUAUUUAAAAAUACAAAUAGAAUAUGAUGUAGUAGGAAUUAUUACAUGUUUUUUUUUUGUUUCUGAACAAUCACAUAAAAUCUAUUAAAUAAUUGUAUUUCAUUUAUUGCUUGAAUAAAUGGAGAAAGUUUGAAAUUGUUGUUUCCAAUGAAUAUUAAAUUUAGAAGACACUGUUUACUACCACCACAUUAACAAUUAUACUAUGUAUACUUGUCAUAUCGAUAGAGAUGAACUGAAAAUUCUUCUUCUCUCCAUAUAAUCUACAUUUGCUAGUUUCUGUAAGACAUAAUCUCAUCAAGCAUUUCUUGAGGCCACAGUGCCUUGUAUAACAGUAAGUGAGGAUGUAUAGCGUGAUGUUAUUGAGAUCUAAAUUUUUUUUUUCUAUUAAGAGGUAUCAAAGCUGCGACUACUUUUUCUAAGUAAUAGGAAAAUGGCGUAGUAGGCUGAUCUAUCCAUCACCAGAUGAAGAUUAUCUUCAUAAAAGUAUAGACAAGUUAGAAAAUUUGAGUACUUUAGAGUAAAAAACCAGUGAAUUGGUCGAAUUUAUAGUAUUAUAUCUGGUUUUACACUGGUUAAAGUUUUUAAAUUAACAUCGCUAUGUUUCAGUAAAUAUUUUGAUGUAAAAAAGUAUCAUUUGUAUAAAAUUGCAAUUGGAAUAUGUUUGUUGGAUGACAGCUUUUUUGAUCCAGUUUAUUCACUCACUCUGAUUGCUUACGCUGAUCAGUUUUAUUUAUAUAAGAACAAUGCAUUUUUCAUACUUACUCUAAUUUUUCAGUAUACAAUCCUUACACUUUUUUUCAGUGUAUGUACUUUUUUCACCUUGAGUUUAUUUUAAUUAGUAACAAUAGAAAAAUCAGAUUACAAAACUGAUAAUGAAUGAUGAAUAUUAAAUUCAAGCUGGAAAAAAAUAUUUUCAAUUCCAUACAUAUCUAUGAUACUAAAUGUCAAAAUUUCAAUAAAAUUUAGCUUUCAUAGGAACUAGUCAGCUUUCGUAGAAUAAUGUAGAAAAUAUAAUCAUAACAGACUUAGGAAACAUCAUUAUAUCGAAUAUUUUGCCAGAAAUAAAAAAUAAAAAUUAGUAU
Diorhabda sublineata is the source of this 3474-nucleotide messenger RNA. It is a transcript of the gene ric8a, whose product is annotated as synembryn. Gene Ontology annotation, biological process: G protein-coupled receptor signaling pathway. The transcript is spliced from 8 exons. Bases 410 to 2026 code for a protein of 538 amino acids. The record is from RefSeq and is a predicted model, not a curated record. Gene Ontology annotation, cellular component: cytoplasm. Gene Ontology annotation, molecular function: guanyl-nucleotide exchange factor activity; G-protein alpha-subunit binding. Lineage: Eukaryota; Metazoa; Arthropoda; Insecta; Coleoptera; Chrysomelidae.